Messenger RNA from Fonsecaea erecta, 870 nucleotides. RefSeq lists its product as hypothetical. The coding region runs from base 1 to 870 and encodes 289 amino acids. The transcript has a single exon. The record is from RefSeq and is a predicted model, not a curated record. NCBI's taxonomy places the organism in Eukaryota, Fungi, Ascomycota, Eurotiomycetes, Chaetothyriales, Herpotrichiellaceae.
AUGUCAACCGUGCCCUCCCUGCGCAUCGGAAUCCUUCUGAUCCCACCGGUGCAACUCCUCGAUGCCUCAGCCAUUGAUCUCUUUGGAAUGCUCUCCCAUAAUUACCUUGAAGCAUGCGGCCUCCCAAAAGCCCUCGUCGACCUGGCCAUCCAGGUCGAGAUCCACUACAUCGCGGCGACGGGGUCGGGCACUCACGCCUCGAUGACGUCCUCGGCCACGCUUCCCGUGACGGACUCUCUCUCAUCACCAGCCGUUCAACCAGGCCAACUCGAUGCCCUUCUCAUCCCGGGCCCAGAUCCGAAUCUGAUCCCCGAGGACGAUAUUUUGGCUUUCCUCCGCGCGCACAAAGAAGCCGGCAAGACUGACUUUUUGAUCAUCUGUACCGGGAGCUUUCCUGCUGGGUACGCAGGGCUUUUGAACGGCAAGACCGUCACCGGGCCGAGAGGUCUGUUGGGCAAACUGAAGGAGAAGUUCCCUGCGGCGAAGUUUGUGGACCGGAGAUGGGAGAGAGACGGAAGAAUCUGGUCAUCGGGUAGGUUUCCUGUGCUGCCUCGACUGCCGUCGCACUUCUUGAGAUAUACCCCCUCUGUCGACUUUAUUGUUGGCAUCUCCUACUCCAUCAGUCUACUCAUUGCUGACUUUUCAGGCGGAAUCACAAACGGUCUCGAUCUCACGGCAGCGUAUCUACACCAUAAAGUCCAGAAGGAGCUCGCAGAUCUUGUCUGCGCCAUGGCAGAAGUAGGUGACCGACCGCAAGACUACGACAGCGGCAAGGCGAGCAACACGCUGUGGUGGAUGUGGUUAGUUCUGCGUUCGUUGGUGAAAGGCAAGAGCAAAGGAGGCGCCAAAGCUCUACAGAAAGAAGAUUAA